AUGGCCGCGUCGGCGUCGGCGUCGGCGUCGGUGAAGCUGGGAUCAAAGCCUGAUGCCUUCAGAAGGCAGGGACAGGCGUGGUUCUGCACAACAGGACUGCCAAGUGAUGUUACUGUGGAAGUUGGGGGUAUGUCUUUCCACCUUCAUAAGUUCCCUUUACUUUCCAAAAGUGCCGUUCUUGAACAAUUGAUAGAGGAGAGUUCAGAUCAAGAAGAGUGCAUCAUCAAACUAAGUGAUAUCCCAGGGGGUGCAAAAUCAUUUGAAAUGGUGGCAAGAUUCUGCUAUGGAGUGAAAAUAGAACUUUCUUCUUCAAAUGUUGUCCACCUGCGUUGCGCCUCUGAGCAUCUCCAGAUGACUGAAGAAAUAUCUGAUGACAACCUGAUUGCACAGACAGAAAUGUUUCUUAACCAAGUGGUGCUUCGUAACUGGAAAGAUUCUUUAAAGGCCCUCGAAACAUGUGAUGACCUUCUCCCUCAUGCUGAAGAUCUUCAAAUUGUGAAGAGAUGCAUCGAGUCAUUAGCAUCGAAAGCAACUACCGACCCAAACCUGUUUGGCUGGCCGAUAAGGGAACAUGGCCUCAUGCAAAGCCCUGGUGGCAGUGUGCUGUGGAAUGGGAUCAGCACCGGUGCCAGGCCCAGAAACUUCAGUUCGGACUGGUGGUAUGACGAUGUUUCAUCAUUGAGUUUUCCCAUGUACAAGAGGUUGCUAUCUGGUAUGGAGUUUCGACGCAUUCGGCCUGAGAUCAUCGCUGGUUCUUUGGCAUAUUAUGCGCGGAAGUAUAUUCCAGGACUCAGUAGGCACAAUAGCAUGGGAACAAUGCCCCUGGCCGGUACUCUUUCUGAUGUAGAACAGAGGAACUUGCUUGAGGAGAUCGACAGACUAUUGCCUGUUCAGAAGGGUUUGGUGCCUACAAAACUCUUGCUCGGGCUGCUUAAAACAUCCAUGAUUCUGAAAGCCAGCUCCACCUGCAUCGCCAACUUGGAGAAACGCGUCGGCAUGCAGCUUGACCAGGCCAGUCUGGAAGAUCUACUGCUGCCAAACUACUCUUACACCAUGGAAACACUGUACAAUGUGGAGUGCGUGCACAGGAUUCUUGAGCACUUUCUGGCAAUGGACCAAGCCAACGGCGGUUGCUCCCCGUGCAUCGAUGACAUGAUGGCGUCCCCUUCUAUGAUACCAAUCACUGCUGUUGCCAAGUUACUGGAUGGCUAUCUUGCAGAGGUUGCACCGGAUGUCAAUCUGAAACCUCCGAAAUUCCAAGCCCUGGCAUCUGCUUUGCCCGAGUAUGCCCGGCCGCUAGAUGACGGCCUCUACCGUGCCAUCGAUGUGUACUUGAAGGCACAUUCCUGGCUAUCAGAAGCGGAACGGGAGCAGCUAUGCCGGCUGAUGGACUGCCAGAAGCUGUCCCUGGAGGCGUGCACCCACGCGGCGCAGAACGAGAGGCUGCCGCUGCGCGUGGUCGUGCAAGUCCUCUUCUUCGAGCAGCUGCAGCUGAGGACGUCGAUCGCGGGGUGCCUGCUGGUGUCGGACAACCUGGAAGGGUCGUCCAGGCCGCUGCGGAGCGGCUGCGUGGCGAUGUCCGGCGAGGCCGGGGGGUGGUCGGCGGCCGUGAGGGAGAACCAGGUGCUGAAGGUGGGCAUGGACAACAUGCGGAUGCGGCUGGCGGAGCUGGAGAAGGAGUGCUCGGACAUGCGGCAGGAGAUCGAGAAGCUGGGGCGCGGCGGUGGCAAGAACGGAGGAGGAGGGUGGGCGUCCCAUGUCCCGAGGCGGUUCAGCCUGAAGAUGAAGCCGCAGAUGUGCAGCACGCAGGAGGGGUCGGUGAGCGAACAGCAGAAGAGCAUGAGCGCCAAGCUCGACAAGCUGCAGGCCAAGCUGUCCAAGCAGAAGCGCCAGCUCUCCGCCCACGCCUGA
Molecule: messenger RNA, 1911 nt
Organism: Triticum turgidum subsp. durum (durum wheat)
Lineage: Eukaryota; Viridiplantae; Streptophyta; Magnoliopsida; Poales; Poaceae
Source: the annotation of a GenBank genome assembly